This is a messenger RNA of Aphis gossypii (cotton aphid), 1364 nucleotides long. RefSeq lists its product as uncharacterized. NCBI's taxonomy places the organism in Eukaryota, Metazoa, Arthropoda, Insecta, Hemiptera, Aphididae. The transcript is spliced from 3 exons. The coding region runs from base 147 to 1259 and encodes 370 amino acids. The record is from RefSeq and is a predicted model, not a curated record.
ACUGAUGGCCGAGAUUAUUGGCGGGAGUGAUGAAAUCAGCAUUCAAAGUGAAAAAACCGAAAACCAAACAAUAGUCAAGCGCAAUACAACGAAAAAAUCUAAACUUAAGCAAUUGAAACAAUAAUUUAAUGCAUUAUCCGAGUUGAAUGCAUCGCGUAAUAAGAUACGGUAAAAUAGUGUCGGUUGUGAUUUGUUUAUGCGUCAUUUUGCGAAGUACAACUUGUCAAACACACGGGGUCAACAACUUCUACCGCGGAUACCCCGAAGUGCAACAACACCCAUCAGCUGGAAAACUGUACGGUACCGACAAUGUCAAAAACCAUGGAGGUGGUGGUUAUUAUCCAUUACCGGAUGUAAACGACAACGACAGUAAAAAAUGGCAAACACUUGAGUCAUCAGUGCACCAUCAUGGCGAUGGUUCUAAUGCAGCAGCUGCAACACCAAUCGACAUAACCGCAGUCACGGUUAAAAGUGGUAGUCCGGUCGUCGUCAGUGGUGGCAGCGUUGUAAUUAGACCAUCAGCUGGAGGUUUCGUUGUCGAUGGCGGUGGAGGCAUAAAGACGUUGAGCGAACCAGAAGCGGCCGGAGUGCAGCUGCAACAGCCGUUAUCCGUCGGAUCGUACGACAUUCCUAAUGAUGGAGUGUUGCAGUAUGGCUCCCCGCCUCCACAGCAUUAUCAGCCAUUCGGAUAUCCAUUUUUCCACGCUUCUGGGCUGUUGCAACGGUUGUUGUUCGGUAAGACGAUUUACAGCCCGUCGCCAUUGGAUGGAUACUCUCCGUUGUGCAGCCGAUUGACAUCGAUCGGCCGAUUCCUUCUCGACAGGGUAUUUGAGCCGAUGUUCGCCACUGGUUUCUUUAUGGCUGCCUCGUACCUGUUCCGGACGUCAGUGUUGCCCAGGAUAGCGCAUUACAUUCAUGUGUACACCAUGUUAAAAGACCAUGUGGACAAUGGUCGGUUCGCGAACGGUCGUCAGAUAUCUGGAUACUUGGACGCCCUAACAGCGGCGGUCAAUGAUGCAAUUAAUGAUGACAAGCCGUGUUUACGGAGAAUUGUCUGUGAGGCCGGACUUCAAGUGGCUAAGAGUCCUGUAGCUCGUUCUGUUCGAAGCAUGGCAAAAAUAGUUAUUUCAAAACAUGAAUUGGUUCACAUUUUCAAAGAAUCAUUAACCGAGUCUGUUUUUGAAUGUAGUCAAUACAUGUGCAAAAAUCAUGCAAAAUUUAAAAUGUAUUCAUAUAAUUUCUUUAAUGCGUUAAAAUGAAAUGCAUUUUUAAUUUGAACUUUAUAAAUAUUUAAUUUAUUGUUAUUUAUUACCCAACAUUAUAAUAUAAUAUGUGUAAACAUAAUGUAUUGAUAUAAAUUAAAU